This is a messenger RNA of Ilyonectria robusta, 3986 nucleotides long. RefSeq lists its product as uncharacterized. Gene Ontology annotation, biological process: proteolysis. The transcript has 3 exons. Bases 52 to 3984 code for a protein of 1310 amino acids. The record is from RefSeq and is a predicted model, not a curated record. NCBI's taxonomy places the organism in Eukaryota, Fungi, Ascomycota, Sordariomycetes, Hypocreales, Nectriaceae. Gene Ontology annotation, molecular function: serine-type endopeptidase activity.
CACACCAGUUCUCUAUCCCUUGCACCGUACCGAUUUCGGCUGUCAGCAGCCAUGCUGCAAAUCAACUUCAUUCACCUUCACCUGCUCCCGGUGGCUUGCUUGGUGGCAACCGCAAAGGCAGAUGGGUGGGACGACUUCGCCAAUAACUUGGCCACAGAUCUCGCGCCGCUCCUUGCCCUGUUCGGCGAACAGGCCACAAAGCAGUUCCUGAGCGAAUCGACCACACGGUGGGACAACUUCAUCUUCGCAAUGGCACCCCUGGGUAUUCUUACCGCUGUCGUAUCUGCGAUUCGCGUGUGCGGUGGGCCCUCCUUGCGCGCCUUCAUCGGCCGAGCGCAAGAGGGAGGAGGAAUUGCCGAGGCCGAGUUGUGCUCGUCUACGAGCCGGGAUGUCUGCGAACUCUACCACAACGGUACCAUCGUCCGAGUGUUUGGACGCCCAAAGAUCUUUGACAUUGUUCACGAUCGUGAGGCAGCCGACUUUCCCGAGGAUGGUGACAGCCAAACAACACCCAAAUGUGGUAUCUACACCUUUCAAGAAUACGUCCAAACGGACGCGUAUGUGGCGGCGGGAUGGGAGGAACUUGGGAAGGGCGCUCAGCUCAAUAUUGAAGGUCAAAACGAUCCGCAGCGCCAUGACAAAGCCAAAAAGGAUCCGCAACACGAUGUCGAGGCCCAAAAGAAUCCGCAGCACGAUACCCCAGCCCAAAAUCCGCCAAAGAAGAAACAGGCCUCUGAUAAGUUCGCCCCAAACCCUAACCUCUCUUUCAACAUAGGCAUACGAAAGCGGUCCAGACACGUCACUUGGCUAGCAGCUACCGUUGGAUUCCUCGCACAAGCUUCAGUUGUGGUGUUUGGCUUUCUUGUCACAUACACAUGGGGCUGGAUGAAAGACGAACAUCUCCCCCCAGCUUGGGCCUUUCCUCUGACGUCGCUCGGAACCGUAAUUUUGUGCGGUGGCAUGUUUUCCUGCGCAUUCCUGGUGGAAAGUAGCACCGAGGAGAGAGUGUUCCGCAGAGACCCGGGCAACAGCCGACGUCCAACCAUUCAUGUGGUACAGCCAGGGGGGCAAACAGUCGGCGAUCAAACCUUCGACUCAUUUUCGUUUGCCGGUUCGACAAACGAAUACAUGACGUCGUGGAAGAUACCCCAACACCCCAUCGCAGAACGGAGGGUCUGGCUUGCUAUAGUCUCGACCAUGUCCGGCUUCGUCCUCCAAUUUGUUGGCAUGAGAGCAAUGCACUCAGCUGUCUCGGUUCUCCAACUUGGAGCCAUUCUACUUAUGAGCAUCAUUCGCGCGGGGCUAAGGACGCAACGUCUGGGCAAGGACCAGAAUGUCUUGCUCGAUCGCCCUGACGAGGUUGAGGGCCAUGAGCUGGACUGGCUGGCCUUGCAAAUGGCCAAGGGGCUAGAGAAGGAAGAGCCAGAGAAGAAAGACCAGGGAAGGAAAUUCUGGUCGGUAAUUGCCGGCCCGGCGAAGCUAUACUCCCCUCCAGACCAUCCCGAACCCAAGCCCGACACGGAUUCUCGACAAAAGGACAACGCCCAAACGCCCGAACGACACCCGGCUCAGACUGCAUUCUUCUACCGAUCCCGGCUUGCAGAAUUGACAAGCCAGCCAACAGGCGUCAAAUCAAGGUCAUCGAUAGCGUGGGACGAGCGUCUGGUACAUGUGCGACAGCAAGCUCUGCAACUAAAGAAGGCCAUUGAGUCCAGUGCCGAUGUUCUCCUCGCUCACGCGAAAGUGAAGUCUGACCGGGCGCGCGAAUCCAUCACUUGGGCCAUCGAUGUAGCAGAAUACGGCCAGUCAGAGUCCGGUCUCACCCCCAAGAAGGCUUCCAAAAUCUAUCUUUCCCUGCACAAGUCAAAAGAUAGCAAGCAGUCUCCGGCAUGGGCAGUAAGUCAGCAAAACCUCGAAGCUGUGGUAGGCCUAUGGGCUUGGUCAAUAGUUUCAGAUCCUAGCACGGAGGAGGCCGACGAAUUCAAACUCCGGGUGUCGAGGGCAUCAGAAGUACCGGCGUCCAGGAUUAUGGCUGUUGGAGUCGCUCAAGAGGACAUAGAACACGCGAGAACGGACUUGAAGUUCUGGAUCGGAGACUUUCCCUCGACGUCAACGGAGAAAUGGACGGCAAUGCCAGAUCGCAUGGAAAGCGGCCCGCAUACUCUAUGGGAGACCCAAGACGAGGAGACAGUUCGCAAAAUAACUGCUACACUAAUGUCACCUGGUUCAAACCAAUCACGGCUGCGACUUUUUGGCUGGCAAUCCGCAGAACUACCAGACUCUUAUUAUUCACCAUCCGAGGUAUAUUCACGGACCGAGCUAUUUGCCUUAACCACCACUGUUAGCCAAUCCAUCUCUGCCACAUGCGCCCAGGACAUAUAUCAGUCCUUCCUCUGCGCAAUCACGGCAGACCUUGACUCCAUCGGAGGGCAAACAAAACCCUUGCAAGGAAGCAGAGGCUUUUACUUUGAGAACGACGUGGUGUCCCGUCUUGCGGAAUGCUUCAAGGAGAGCGGCCUUGGCUCCACACAAGAUGCGUACUUGGUUAUCAUCCCAGCUUUGAGAUGUCGGUCGAAGUUGCCUUUGCCAGGAGAUGCUCUUCCAGCUGUUCACAGCGUCGCUGAAACAAGUAGGAAAGAGGGAAACUUCGAGGAAGCGGCGGCUAUCCUCAAGUGGGCAUGGCAAACUGCACUAGAAACAUAUGACGGACAAGACAAAGGUGCGCUGCAUGCGACCAUGCUAGAGUUGGGCGAGCUCUUUCGGUAUGCUCUUUUCUGGAAAGACGGGUCCCAAACGGAGUUUAGCCGCAAAGGAAUUUCCUGGAUGGAGAAACAGAAGGGGACACAACCAUACGGCCCUUUAGUCGCCGACAUUGUGGACGAGUACGUCAGCCUCGCGACGGUGGACCAUUCUCAGCCGAAGGGAGUCGAGAUGGCGAGAGAAAAUGACUCCAAAAUUCAGCUCGUCGUCGAGGAUCAACGUUGGAAUUCGAUAUCCGGAAAGGGAAUGAAGAAUCUCAAGGAGAUCGCUGAGAGAGCCGUGCCUGAGCUGUAUCCGUACAUCAACAAGUACCGCAGCUUUUUCUCAAACAAGUUGAGAACAAACCCCAACGUGCAGCGGACGCGGGUUGCCAUCCUUGACAGCGGCUUCCUCAUCAUGCCACAGGUGCAAAAAGACAACGAGGCGGACGAGGGCUUGUGGCCGCAGAUUGCGGAAGGAAAGUCAUUCAUCAACAACGCUAGCCGACAACGGCCGUGGCACUUCCCGUCCGAUUCGCACGGCACCCAAAUUGCCAACCUGAUCAGCGCUAUCGACCCUCACUGCGAGAUCUACGUUGCCAAAAUUGUCGAGGGCAGGCAGGGCAUUAUGCCAGACAAUGUUGCCGAGGCUAUAGAGUGGGCUAUCAGUAAAGGAGUGGAUAUUAUUUCCAUGGGCUUUUCCAUCCCGGAUUUUACCGACGACAACCACUAUUCUAAUAUGCUUCAGAGAGCAGUUACGAUGGCGGACUACAGGGGUAUUAUUCAGUUCUGCAGCCACCAUGAUGAAGGCUGGAAUAUAAGGAACUCGUGGCCAGCUAGCUGCUCUGAGACUAACGUGGUCGUGGCAUGCAACGAAUUUGGCAAUUUUUCCGAUCGCUAUGUGGGACAGUAUAACUACAAAGUCCACGGUACAGACAUCUCUGCCGGUGCAGUACCAUAUCUGGAGUCUAAUGAUAGUAUUUCCGGAAACUCAGUUGCUACUGCUAUAGUAGCUGGAGUCUCCUCGCUUAUGCUCUCGUGUCGUUAUAUGCAAUUUCCGGAAGAAAGGUUUGGAGAGAAUGGGGUUGAGUACUAUUCGAAAAAAGAGUUUGUUAAAGCUAUGUUGAAGAAUAUCUCCGACUCUAGGGAUAAUGACUCAUAUAGCGAGCGGUAUAUACAGUUAAGGAAAUUUUCUAACUUUUUGCGGGAUAGGGAUAAAAAAGAAGUGUAUCCGUGGCUUAUGUAGGG